Molecule: messenger RNA, 3969 nt
Organism: Anthostomella pinea
Lineage: Eukaryota; Fungi; Ascomycota; Sordariomycetes; Xylariales; Xylariaceae
Source: the annotation of a GenBank genome assembly
AUGUCGUCCGAUCGCCACCGAUCCGUGAACUGGAGAGCUCGCAUUCAGUCCGAGCUCGUCACCUUCCAUGGAUCAGAACAGCAAGCACGAUGGGACCCCUUUGAGAGUGGAAGGUUCUCAAGCCAGCAGGAGAUCAAUGCAUUCUACUCCGGACAGAGAAUGCGAGCUCAUAACAUUCACGACCGCGAACGGGCCGCUGCCUGGCUUAUCGAGCAGGCCCUUGGCCCAAACCCGGAGGCGAACAUCCGACUCACAGGCAUGGUAAUGCAAGAUAAGACCGUUACUCGUCAAACUGGCGUCCAACAGGUCCCCAGAGACAUAUACCAUGCGGUCCUCACAGAUGGCCAGCAGGAUGUGGACGCAGAGGAAGGAAAAGAUGCGAAAGCAACAAAUGGCGACGAUGAAGUAACACAGACGGUCGGUGCAGCGGCACAAGCGGUGCUCUCCGCAAGCCCCAACAGCCUGGGCCCUCCGAUUACUCCUUGCGCGACAUACCUGCGGAUGACCAAGUGCGGCGAAUAUGGACGCAACAAGUCGAAUGUCUGGAAGUCCCCCUUGUUCACAAAUCUGGACAAUGAGGAUGGGAGACGGGGCUUGCUUGAUCACCAGGUCACAGGAAUUGUGUGGAUCAUGCAGAGACUUUUCGGUGAACUCCCACGACUUCGAUUCACAGACCCCGACACCGGCGAAGAAGAUCCCAAUCCUGAGACAGCCCAUGAAACAGAGAACCGAGAGAGACUAAGGGGUCCCAAGUACUCUGGCGGAAUCUAUGCUGAUUCAAUGGGCUUGGGCAAGACAUUGACUACCAUCAGCUGUCUAGGACUGGUAGUCGACCAGCAGCUCAAUUGGGUUCAGGAAAUCAAUGACGUUAUUGACGAUUUCACUAUUCGUCAUAUCGUGGUAUCCGGGAAGGGAGUACAAGUACCAAGGGACCAGAACAGGAUUGUCAGUGUUGAGGGCAGGCAGUUCAACAAAAACUGGCCUGCGGACUUGAAGUACAUUUGGGACGAGAUGGACCCUCAAGCCGCUCAAGCUGUGCUUGUCAUGACAAUUGACACCUGGUCAGGUAGGACAUGCAGCCAAGACACUGAUGCUGAUGCCAUGUGGCACUCGAGCUUCACUGACUGCAGACGCGGCUUUUCUGUUGUUGUCGUGGAUGAAGCAUACAAGAUCAAGAACUCUGCCACGCGAAACUGGAGAUCGGUCCAGCUCUUGAAACGGGAGUCCACCCUCCUCAUAACGGCAACACCAUGCAUGAAUAGCCUAACAGAUUUGCUCGGCCCUACAAGGCUUCUUUGGCCUGGAGCAUUGGCACAUCUGAAACAACAAGGCACAUGGGAAAGAAUCAAAGCGGAGAUAACAAGUUUGCAAGAUCUAGCGGAACUUGAAGGGCUUGAUUCAUGGGAUGACUUUCAACUCGUUGCAGGAAGACCUGCCAUACUAUCCAAGAUGCUCCACAAAGAAAGAGGUGCCAGAAACCACAACAUCCAGUUGACACGCGAAUAUCUGAAGUAUCUUGAGACCCUAGCAAUGCUGAGACGAUCAUCCAGCUCAUUCCUAUACUACGGCUGGGACAAGAAGAUGUCAGUAUCCCUUGAGGGACUUUUCCCCCACGUAGACCACUACACGGUAGACAUUCAGCCGGGUGCCACCUUCGAGCGAUUGUAUCAGGAAAGACACGUAGACCUCUUCAUAAAGUAUAUGGAAGUCAUGAACGAGUGGUCUUCCAAGCAGAACAAGAAAAAGGGCUCAGUAGACAAGAAGAUACUCCAGUCGGCCGUCACCACGCAUCGACAUUUCCAAAUCGCGGCAUCCUCAAUGGAUGUGGAUCGGCUUGAAGAGCUAUUGUCUGCCAAUGACUUCGGAACCAAGGCAGAGCACGUUGCCACGAUGCGCCACAAAGGAGUGAACUUCCUUCGGUUGGCCCAGUUCCUGCAAGAGCGAGGCGGUCCAAAGCCAGAGAAGUGUGUUGACUUUAUCAGCCUUGCCGUACAGAACUCUCCUAUCUUGUGGUAUAUACUCUACUACAUUAAGGAGAACAUCCUCGACAGACCCAAGAACGCCAAGAUCAAGAAACUCCUCAUCAUCGAGAACGUCCCCAUUCUCGCCUUCUAUUACGAGCUUGUUCUUCAACUGCUCGGCUUCAACUGCCGUGUUCUGCACUCCGACUUGAGCAAUGAAUCAAGACAGGAGCUGAUCGAGAGCUUCAACAGCGAUAAAGUCGAUUCCACUCAGCUACUUAUCCAGAUGUAUACGGUCGGAUUUGCUGGCACGAACUUGCAUAAGAACUGCCAUUUGGUAUUGAUCGCAGCUCAAGCCCAUGCCUUCGCUGUUCAGUGGCAAACGAUCCAUCGCGUCAUCAGAGUGGGCCAAAUGUCCGAUGUCAAGGUCUACCGUAUCAAAGUCAACAACACCUACCACGCCUUCCGCGAGAGCCGACAGUUGGAAAAGCUCCUUCCCGAAUUAGCCUCUCGAGCCGAAACACCCGUCCUGGUCAAGCUGCUGAAUCUCUUCCAGCCCGAGGUCGACAAGGCGUGGCUAUCUCCAGAGGCAAAGCAGUUGAUGGAGGACAAGAACCUGCUCUCAGACCGGCCUGAUAAUAUGCUGGAAGAUCAAGAGGAGCAAGCCGACGAAGAACGCGACAAGAAGAGGGUGAAGCUAGAGGGCGAGAGUACUGUCCGUAUCAAACAUGAAGAACCAGAUGAUAGCGCAGAAGAUCCGGAUGAUGACGAAGAAGCAUCAGACGACGAUUCCGAUGGUGCGCCUCAGGCUGAAGAAGAUUCACAUCCCGGUUCUUCCACGAACUCCAAAGUCGUUGCUGCAAAGCGUAAGCGAGACGAGCCCGAAGACAUCCCCGAAGAACUAGAUGGCCAUGCAGGUUGGUUCAACGACUUUGACGAAAACGACGAGGACGCCGCCUUCCUGGUCCUGCGAACGCGCGAGGAAUACUACGACGAAAUCAAGCGCCUUCCUAGAAUGGCGAAGAGCUUCUUCGAACACAAGAAGAACGCCCUGCGCCGACUCCUGUCAUAUGGUAGUCCAAAUAAGAACGCGGAAACCCGCGUCUGGACCGCUGACGACCUCAAAGAGCACGCCGUUCUCGAACGCGCUCUCGAGCUGACCAUGAAAGUCAAGCUGGGAGCUGCGGAUGACAUCGCCAUGCUUCCCCAUCCACAGAUUGAUCUCUCGCUCGUUCCGGAGGAGAAGCGCAAGAAGCUGCAACGUCUCCUCGCCCGAGCUACCAACACAGACCAGGACUUUCAUGCCGCGGCCGAGCCGACCGUCAAGAAGAGUCUGUUGGAAAGAGAGAAUGGCGCGGACCACAAGGCCUCUCUCGAUCGUAUUGAGUUUCGACAAGAGGCUGAAACUCUGUACGGAGGAUCGAGUGCGAAGGCCAAGACUGCAAUGGAAAAGCAUGUCAGAAGACUUGCUGGGGAGGAAGUCUCGGAUGAUGAUGGCGAGGAAAUCCUCAUGGGAGGUAUCCCUGAUGCCGACCAGGGGUAUGAGGAAGACGAUGAGGACCAAGGUGACGAAAUUGAUGAGGCUGAGAUGAUUGACGACACUAUUAUUGACAAGGUCACCGAAAAGAUCGCCGACAAGGUCAUUGAAAACGCUGCCGACAACGUUGCGGACAAUGAUGUUGACAGUGAUCUUGAGAUCAUCCUUUCCUUCACGGAAAAGAAGAAGCCCGUCAUCGUGAAGCACGAGAAUCCCGUCGUCAUGAAGCGGGAGAAGAAGACGAAGGAGGAGGGGGAGGAGGAGAAGAAGAAGGAGGAGGAGGAGAAGCCCAUCCUCGCGAAUCAGAAGAAGAAGCGCGUCGCCCCAGAGGUCAUCGACCUGGAUGAUGAUUCUGACAAGGGUUUCUCCUCCUCAAAGAGAUCCUCUUCAAAGAGAUCUUCCUCCAAGAAGUCCUCCUCUUCUUCCCGCAAAGGCUUUGCGGGCUUCAACCCGGCAUGGGAGAAUGCUUAA